AUGAAACAAAUUAAAAUGACAUUGAAACAACACCUAAUACAAUUUAUGAAAAAAGUCUUUUAUCAUGCUUCUAAUAAUCAACCAUAUUCAAUUGCAUUCAUAGAUUCUAUAUCAAUAUAUUUUGAUAAAAUACAAAAUCAUGUUGAAUUAACAUGUCAAUUUUCAACAGGUGAUAUACGUGAUUUAUUACAUACAAGUUCAAAUAAUUUAUUUACAAAUAUUGAACGGUUAGGUACACGUGAUUUAUUAUCCCAUGGCCAAUUUUCAUAUGAUAUUAUAUUAGCAUCAAUCCAAAGUAAUAAUACAUUAUCAUUAUCAAUUAAUGUUCAAUUAUAUAUCUAUCUGAUUUAUUUUAUAUUACUUGAACAAAGAACUAAAGAAUAUAAUGAAUUAUAUCUACGUUUAAUUGAACGUAAUUAUAAAUUAAUAACUAAAACUCAUGCAUAUGCAUCAUGUUUAUUUUUACUUGAAAGUCAUGAAGUUGAUUUAAAUUCAUAUGAUAUUUUAUAUAUCAUUAAUUAA
Molecule: messenger RNA, 522 nt
Organism: Rotaria sp. Silwood1
Lineage: Eukaryota; Metazoa; Rotifera; Eurotatoria; Philodinida; Philodinidae
Source: the annotation of a GenBank genome assembly